Messenger RNA from Octodon degus (degu), 3254 nucleotides. It is a transcript of the gene Ankrd6, whose product is annotated as ankyrin repeat domain 6. The transcript has 16 exons. The record is from RefSeq and is a predicted model, not a curated record. Bases 277 to 2442 code for a protein of 721 amino acids. Gene Ontology annotation, cellular component: nucleus; cytoplasm. Gene Ontology annotation, molecular function: protein binding. NCBI's taxonomy places the organism in Eukaryota, Metazoa, Chordata, Mammalia, Rodentia, Octodontidae.
CUGCGAGCUGCUGGAGGCGGUGGCGCGGGUGGCGCCCAGGCCCGGGGGCCGGCGAGCCAGCUCCAGCCCGUCGCGUGCUCUCCGCUCCCCACCGAUCCUCUGGCCCGCGUCGGGCGCCUGGUGCGGGAGAAAAGGUACUGAAGAUGGCAUAAGAAUAAAUCGCCUUCCAAUGAUUGAGAACAUCUGUACCUGUGGGCACCAGCCCAAGCCAGUGGCUUCGUGUUGAGCUGACGGAACUUGUCCACAGCUUUCCCGAAAACCUCUUUCUCUCAAUUCAUGAGCCAGCAGGAUGUGGUCGCUGCACUUUCAGAACGCCUUCUCAUAGCUGCAUACAAAGGCCAAGCAGAGAAUGUGGUUCAGCUCAUCAACAAGGGCGCCAAGGUAGCGGUUACCAAGCAUGGCCGGACUCCCCUGCACCUUGCUGCCAAUAAGGGCCAUCUUUCUGUGGUCCAGAUCUUGCUGAAGGCCGGCUGUGACCUGGAUGUCCAGGAUGAUGGGGACCAGACUGCCUUGCACCGGGCCACGGUGGUGGGCAACACGGAGAUCAUUGCCGCACUCAUUCAGGAGGGAUGCGCCCUGGACCGACAAGACAAGGAUGGGAACACCGCCCUGCAUGAAGCCUCCUGGCAUGGUUUCAGUCAGUCAGCCAAGCUGCUCGUUAAGGCAGGAGCCAAUGUGCUUGCCAGAAACAAGGCAGGGAACACGGCUCUACAUCUGGCCUGCCAGAACAACCAUUCUCAGAGCACGCGCGUCCUCCUGCUGGGCGGCUCCCGCGCCGACCUCAAAAAUAAUGCAGGCGACACCUGUUUGCACGUUGCUGCACGCUAUAAUCACUUGUCCAUCAUUAGGCUCCUCCUCAGUGCUUUCUGUUCUGUCCAUGAAAAGAACCAGGCUGGAGACACAGCCCUUCAUGUUGCUGCUGCCCUAAAUCACAAGAAGGUGGUUAAAGUCCUACUGGAAGCUGGAGCUGAUGGGACCAUUGUGAAUAAUGCAGGCCAGACUCCGCUGGAGACUGCCCGCUACCACAAUAAUCCAGAAGUUGCUCUUCUCCUCACUAAAGCUCCCCAGGUGUUGCGCUUCAGUCGUGGGCGAAGCCUGAGGAAAAGGAGAGAGAGGCUCAAGGAGGAGAGGAGGGCGCAGUCUGUCCCGAGAGAGGAGGUUGCACAAAGCAAGGGAAGUGUCUCAGCAGGAGACACCCCCAGCAGCGAACAGGCUGAGGUCAGAAAAGAGGAAGCCAGAGGAGAUUUUCUGUCCGCCUCCCCAGAGCCCAGAGUGAAGGAUAAUCGGAGGAGAAGGUCAAAGCCCAAGGUGUCGGCACUGUCUGACCUCACCCCACCCGCAGACCAGCAGCCCGGACCCCAGAAAGACUCACACACUCAUCACCCCAAGAAGAAAAGCAGGCAUCGGUGCUUGUCCCCACCCCCACCCCAUGAGUUCAGAGCGUACCAGCUGUACACGCUGUACCGGGGCAAGGAUGGGAAAGUGAUGCAGGCACCAAUAAAUGGUUGUCGAUGUGAACCUCUAAUCAAUAAGCUGGAGAACCAACUGGAGGCCACUGUGGAAGAGAUAAAAGCAGAGCUGGGAUCAGUUCAGGAUAAAAUGAAUACAAAGCUGGGACAUAUGGAGAGUAAGACCCAGCAUCAGAUGCGUGUGUUGGACAAGCUGAUGGCUGAGCGACUCUCGGCAGAAAGGACAGAGUGCCUGAGCCGCCUACAGCAGCACUCAGAUGCUGAGAAGCAGGAGGGAGAGAGACGGCAGAUAUCCUUGGUGGAUGAGUUAAAAACUUGGUGCAUGUUGAAGAUUCAGAAUCUGGAGCUGAAGCUUUCUGGAGACCCUAGGGCCUCCAGGGCUAAAUCUACACCAUCUACUUGUGAAUCCUCUACAGGUGUAGAUCAAUCAGUGGUGACUGCGGGCCCAGCUGCAGCCUCUGACAACUCUUCACAAGUGGUGAGGCCCAAAGAAAAGGUCCCCAACGCCACUGCUACCCACAGACUCCAGCAGGAGCUGUCCUCCUCUGACUGUACAGGAUCCCGACUGAGGAAUGUUAAGGUCCAGACGGCCCAGCUACCCUCGAAUGAGGCAGCCAGAUGUGACCAGGCUGGGCCAUGUGUCAACAGAGGCACUCAAACCAAGAAGUCUGGGAAGAGUGGGCAGACAAGGCAUCGGGCCCAGCAGCCCAGUGGCACUGGUGGGCAGGCAGCAGCCAGCAGCGAGCAGACUGCUCCUCACAUCCGCAACACUUCUCAGGCCCUGGAGCUCACCCAGUAUUUUUUUGAAGCUGUUUCUACGCAGAUGGAAAAGUGGUAUGAAAGGAAGAUUGAAGAAGCACGAAGUCAAGCCAAUCAGAAAGCCCAGCAAGACAAGGCCACACUGCAGGAGCACAUUAAAAGUUUAGAAGAGGAACUUGCUAAACUGAGGACUAAGGUACAGAAGGAAAAUUAGGACGUGGAGAAAAGAGAAUUAUUGAGGAUUUCUAGCCUUGCAACUACAGAGUAGCAACGGCUAAGAAGCUGACUGUUGUACAUGUAACAGAUUUGCUUUUAAAAAAAGUCACUGAUUUCUAAAAUGUGCCAGAGACAUGCUUCAUAUACCCUGAAGUUACAGAGAAGAGACUUCAACAAUUAAGCUGAAACCAGGGGAAAGUUGGUCUUUCGGGUUUCAAUACAAACCCUAAAUCUCAGUCCAGGGUCAUCUGAAAGUCAAAAGCUCAGAUUAAGUAAACCAUGUCAGAAGCAGAAUGAUGCAUAACCCUAAACUAAAAAUUCAAGAUGUGUGAAAUUUAAGUCAAAAGCAAGAAAAUUACUUGUAAACUCAGUGAGUCAUUUGCAUAAAUACACCUGCUGUGCCUAGGCAAAAGCGUCUUUGGAAGAGGUGCUCAGCCAGCACCUACCCUCCCCCACGCUAAUCCUCAAAAUGGUGAGGUUCUGAUCAGGUAAAAAUUUACCAAACACAUUCUGGGGGGGACAGAGAUUUUCAUGAUGUCAUAAGAUCCAGUAUAUCUUAGUUUUUUGAAAUGCCAAGAGAGUAUUUAAAUGCCAAGUAACGACUGGCUGACAGGACCAGAAAUGUUAAUGAGCUCAAAUGAGAAAAUUUCAAAUGACUGAAUCAUGGUUUUUAUAUUUUCAGCUAAAAAAAAAAAAAAAUUAAUCAUAGCAGAUUAACAGAAAGAGCAUUCAUGUAACACAUACCUGAAACUUCUAUAAUGCACUCAUAAACCUAAUUAACUUAGAGAACCUUUCUGAAUGAGAUCUAAU